UAAAGCGUAACGAGUAAAGGGGGAGAAAAUCUGGAGAACGGACAAAUUCUCUAAUGAGUUCGGCAUACCGAAGAUAUGAAAUCGGCAGUAAUCUCCCUCCAACUUUUGUUCGCAAUCGCAUUAUUGGGUUACUAUGACGUAAACGGUGAUUCUCCAAUCGACGUCGAAUCGGAACCGGAUAUGGUACCACCAACACCGCCGACUGUUGCAACAACUCCUACACCACCCAAACCUCCAGCACCAUCAACUCUCAAAACUGCAGGAGAGCCCUCAACCACAACAGAAGUUUGCUCAGAUACGCCAUCCUUUUUCGAUUGCAUUUGUAUUGAGGCUGGACAUGCAUGGAAUGGAACAACCUGUGUUAACGAAGAAGAUGAAUAUGAAGAGCCUACAAACACAUCUGUAUGCACCAUGAAGUCACAAACUCCAGAAAUGAGAGAAGAAAUAGAUGGAAUUUUGAAACCCAUUGAUGCUAGGAAAAGCAAUGAUAAAUCAUGCGAUAUAAUUGAAUGGACGCCUCCUUUCACCGAACUGAAUGAAUAUUCGCUUUUUCUACAUAUAAUCGGCGAUGAUAGCAGCUUAACGGCAAAUUAUACUAAAAGUAGGAUGCCAGUGAUAGAAAUAUUUGGUAUACAUUUACGGAACAUCCAGCCUUCGACUUGUAUAAUACUUCAGAUGCACAAAUCAUCCUGCCUUAAUAUAAACGUCGACACAUGCUCGAAAGAAAUUUGGCUGUCGGACAUGGGUAAUAAUAUAUCGCCAAUCAAACUCAAAAAUUUCCGUAACAUGACAUUCCAAAUAAAAUACAGUUUCAUCAAGUGUCUGGAAGCAGCUUAUCCCGUGCCACCAUGUAACGAUUUUGUGCAAAAAAUAUAUAAAGAAAAAGAAACAACGGUGACCUCUCUUGCAAUCGUCCUCGUUAUUGUAACCUUCACUUUAGUGUGCUCGUUAUCGAAGCUACUUCAUGGAAAUAAAAAAAGUGUCGUGUUAGCCGAGGACGUCCAGCCGGCGGAUACGGAAGAUCUCGGUCACAUAUAUGGAUGGUGGUAGUCCGGUUACAACAUUGUAUUAUGUAGAUAUUAUAUCUGAAGUCAGUUAUAUUAAAUGCUUUAUUUGUUAGCUUUCUUACAUUUUUGUUUUCGUCAAUUUCGACAGUUUUUAUAUUCAAAAAUGGUUUGGGUCCAUUUUUCUGUGGAAUAUUUAUUUACGCUUUUACUUUGAAUGAAUCUUUUGAGAUAAGCCUAUAAUAUCACCCAGGUCUAUCUCAUAACGGUAUUGUAAUUUUUUCAAUAUUAUAAUUGGGUAAUUCGUGUAGAGCUUUGAAGCUGGGGAACUUUCACUCCUUACUCCGGAUCCAAACUCUGAGCAUUUUAAAAAGCAACUGCGCUCGGACUCAAGCUCAGAAAAUUUUUAUAAAAGAAACUCUUUUUCUUUGUUCAAAAUUUCUACCCAACGACUCCAAAAUGUCUGACACUGGAGAGUUUAAGAAUAUGACUCUGGCUCCGACUUUCCUAUUAAUGGAAACAUGCCAAACUGCGAUUACCGAACUCAAAUUUUGUGUAGAAGUUUGUCUAAAUUAUAAGACAUAUUACAAUCUUGAUGUUUUUGUUAAUAUAUGUUUCAUACAUUGUGACGUUAUACACAUUGAAUCGUUAUACCCAUUUCCGCUUUUUUUUUGCUCUCUCACAAUGUCCAGUCUAAUAUCAUGUAAUUUCCUUUUGUGCUAUUCUAUACGAAGCUUAUUCACGUCUCUCGCUUCGAACAAAGACGUAUAUAGGCAGAAAUUGACAUCUAACGAUAUGUGAAAAGCUGCUAUUAAUUGAAAGGAAAGCAUUGUUCACUCAACUUAUUACAUGGGUGAUCUGCAAUUCCAAGACAGUUUCAGCUAUUUCUUGAACCACUAGAUCAGGGUGGUCCAAACCCAGGCCCGCGGGCCACAUGUGGCCCGCCGCUUCAUUAUCUGUGACCCGCCGCGCAUUCGGAGAGUAAUCAAAAUAUGAUAUUUCAAAUUG
This is a messenger RNA of Styela clava, 2012 nucleotides long. The record is from RefSeq and is a predicted model, not a curated record. Lineage: Eukaryota; Metazoa; Chordata; Ascidiacea; Stolidobranchia; Styelidae.